AUGUCAAGGCCACUCACUGUUCGUAUCCUGCCAAGCCACACCAGCAUCCACAUCACAUCACAGACCAUCAUACCUAACUCAUCAACACCACAUUACUCCACACCACGACCCUCCACCACCCUCAUCCACACGUUCCUCAUAUUAUACCACACCCAUCCACAUCUCAUUACUGCACAUCACACCACGCAUCAACACAGCACCACACCACUACACCACCCAAUACCACACCGCACAAGGACGCGAAUAUCAACACCAACCGCAUCACAGUGCCAAACCUCUUCACCAUCAACACCACAGUUCGUCAUUAACAUCGCACACCGCAUCAAACCACAUCUCUUGGCCACCUACACCAUUACAUCACCACACUGUCAUCACCACUUGGCCACCUACACCAGUACAUCACCACACUGUCAUCACCACGUCACCAGAAACUCAUCACCACUACUGUAUCGUACUUUCAAAACGCUCUACUUGAAGCUACACUAG
Messenger RNA from Scylla paramamosain (green mud crab), 486 nucleotides. RefSeq lists its product as uncharacterized. The record is from RefSeq and is a predicted model, not a curated record. The coding region runs from base 1 to 486 and encodes 161 amino acids. The transcript has 4 exons. NCBI's taxonomy places the organism in Eukaryota, Metazoa, Arthropoda, Malacostraca, Decapoda, Portunidae.